This is a messenger RNA of Puccinia graminis f. sp. tritici CRL 75-36-700-3, 396 nucleotides long. RefSeq lists its product as uncharacterized. The transcript is spliced from 2 exons. The record is from RefSeq and is a predicted model, not a curated record. Bases 1 to 396 code for a protein of 131 amino acids. NCBI's taxonomy places the organism in Eukaryota, Fungi, Basidiomycota, Pucciniomycetes, Pucciniales, Pucciniaceae.
AUGCUGUCGUCGAUGCCGAAACCGAGCCCAAAGCCGAUACCAACUCCGAUUCCUCUGCCCGAUGGAAUCGGAUCGCCACCGCCGUUGAAUAGGAUUGACCAGCGACCGGUUCCUUUGGUCGAAGUGAAUAAGAUCGACCGUUCCGAGUUUUUUGGACUAGCCCGUGAUGUCAGCUCCAAGCUGAAUACUGUCGUCGAUCCCAAAACCGCAAGCGAGGCCGAAUCCGAUGUUGAUUCCCUAGCCAAUACCGGUGUUGCUACCAGCGCCAAAGGCGAUCUCAACCCUGAUUCCUUGAAAAUGCUCCAGCUCCUCCCUCGUAUUCGAGUUCUUUCCUCAAUAAUAGCUUGUCCUGCUAUCACUACUACUACCGACCAGGACGCUCGAUCUGAACUGUAA